This is a messenger RNA of Salvelinus namaycush (lake trout), 2659 nucleotides long. It is a transcript of the gene clrn1, whose product is annotated as clarin 1. The record is from RefSeq and is a predicted model, not a curated record. Bases 1136 to 1729 code for a protein of 197 amino acids. The transcript is spliced from 5 exons. Gene Ontology annotation, biological process: sensory perception of sound; equilibrioception. NCBI's taxonomy places the organism in Eukaryota, Metazoa, Chordata, Actinopteri, Salmoniformes, Salmonidae.
UCUGUGAAGUUAUUUAUUUUUUUACGAAUUAUCUUUGAAAGACAGGGUCCUGAAAAAGGGACAUUUCUUUUUUUGCUGAGUUGCAUUUAUUUCCAUCAAUAAUUAGUUGAAUUAUUGCACCUGAAUUUCACCCUGAAAAUAUGAAUGUUAUAUUUUUCCUUAAAGCUUUCAAGCAAUUAACAUAAUGUGUCCGGUAAUUGUAUUUAAUAUCAUUGGCUACAUUCAUAUCCUUUCCAGCUAAAACUUCGAUUGGAAUCUGUGCUUCAUGAGCAGCAAUCGAUCUCUGCGUGCAGACAGCCUGCUCCAGCGCGUUGGUCAAAAUUCCAUAUGGCAGUUGGAACAGACACAGCUGGAAAACAUAGACAGUUUCUGUAAAUUUACACCAUGUUUUAAAAUUGUAUAUUUGACUGCUAAAUGGUAGUCCCUGUUCUCCUGCAUUCUUGUUGUACUUUUGUAAGUAAAGCGGAAGUUUGUUGGGGAGUUUGCUAGCUAUUUAACAAAAUUUGCUAGCUAUUUGACAUUAGCUCGCUGGCUAAUCCUCCAUGGACAUGGUAAGUUAAAAUGUUUACCUUUUGUAGGUGUUGGUUCUAGCUAGUCAACAUUUUGAUAUCGGUUUAGUUAAUGAUAGUAAAUGUGUGUGAGAUGAUGAUCACAAUAACUUGAAAACAUUGUCAUGUCAACAUUGUCCUGCUAGCUAUGUGUGUGUGCUCGGUGUUCUGUGAGAGAUAUGACGAUGAUUAUAAUCACAAUAACUUACAGAAAAGAUUGGUACAUAUAGGAAACAUUGUGUGCGUGCGUGUGUGUGAGACAGUAAACUAUCCUAAUUCUUGAAACGUGUACCCCCAAAAUGAAUGUGAAGAUUUUCUUGAUUCAUCGGAGUUCCUUGUAUUUUCUAUUGGAGAAUACAAUACAUUUUGCCUAUUCCUGCUCCCCCUCAACACUCAUUCUAAAGUUACACCUCUCCACUUCCUUUUUCAAUUCUUGAUUCUCAUUUUUUUGCAGGAAUCUUCUAGCUUGGAUGGAGGAAGGAUCAAAGGGAAUGAGUUUAGAAGUAAUCCAUUCUGCUGAGUAAGAAAUGUAAAUGGCCAGCAAAACAUAGGCAGACAGUUCCUGAAACAUGUCAAUGACCUGAUGCAUGGCCUCUACAGGAGUGCUUGGCCACCACACUCAGUUCCCAGUGAUCUAUUCUGCCGCAUCCCAGGGAAAGGAGACAGCAGAACCCCUCUUCCAUAAAUCCAUGACAGUGCGAAACCCUUGUCCUGAUUCAGAGUCAUGUAAAGUUGUUUUUCCGAACUUGGUGGAAGUCAUCCCAGCCAGUCUUCACGUCACUGUGAUCUUCUUCUGCGUAGUGCUCAUCUGCUUCUCAUCUGUGGCCACAGGCUUCUUUAUGUACAAUGCCUUUGGUAGUCCCUAUGAGACUCUGCACGGACCCCUGGGACUCUACCUCUGGAACUUCGUCUGCUGCUUCUGCAGCUGCCUGGUGAUGAUUCUGUUUGCCUCCGAGGUGAAGCUCCACCGGCUGUCCGACCACAUCGCCAACUUCAAUGAGGGCACGUUUGUGUACAAGACGCACACAGAGCAAUUUGACCACUCCUUCUGGCUCAUCUUCCUUACCUUUCUCAUCCAUGGCCUUAACAUCCUGCUGAUCCGUGUGGCUGGCAUCCAGUUCCCCUUCCAGGAGGCCAAAGAGUCGGACGUGAACACCGGGGCAUCAGAUCUCAUGUACUGACCAGGGCUUUUGUUUGUUUGUGUGGCCGCUUGCCGGGCCCCCCCACUAUAGUGACACUGAGCCUCGGCUAUUAGCGUGUCUCAAUGGGAGACUUGGGGCCAUAGCUUUUAUGUGCCCAUGUGCUGUUGAAAGGUCUAAGCAAAUGUGACCCUCCUAAACCGCUUCUUUUCCCCUUCCAGUGACAAGCUGUCAGUCCUCCAGACGACAACUGGAGACGUGUCCCUGGCCAUCUCUGUUAGGGAAGCUGUUUUGAAACUUUGAGUGAGUGGGUCUUGUUUUUCUUUCCAUUGUUAAUUGGUUGUAUUUCGUUAGGUGGUGGGCCAAUUAAAGGCCAGGAUUUCACUCGGCUGUUGAAAAGCAGAGACUUGGUUGGUUCCACUCUAUCAUGUUUUUACGUGCAUUGGCAGUCCCUCCCUUGGCAGUCCAAAGCUUUAUCAAUGAAGGUGGACCGUUCCAACAGUGUGUCACGAUUGAUUGACCAGAAUAGGUACCAUGUGUAUUAUGGAUUGACUAUAUCGUAGCCUUUCAAUUUUGACCCCGAAAUGUAUUGAAAGACCACAGCUGUAUAAAGUAAACAGAGCAGUUUCUUUAUCCCUUGUGCUUCAUAUUGGUUUUUACUUACUCAGAUUUAGAUGUUGCUUCAUUGUUUGAUCGUAUGAUGUAUUCAGAAUCAUGUGAUGUGCCAAUUUUUAUGAUUUUAAUGAUGAUCAUUUCUAAUACAACAUUUAUUUUAUGAAAUGUGUAGAGCUAUUUAGAUUUGUUGUAGAUUUAUAUGCUGUUAUUGGUGUAAGUCCGAGGUAUAUGUAUUCUCUGUCGUAGGAAGAACAAUUGUAUUCAUGUCCACCUACAGUAUCUGUGUAAAUGUUCCUUGAAUUAUAGCUAUUUUUGAUUGACUGAUCAAUUCAUUGUAUUAAACUAUUUAGCAUCUUU